This is a messenger RNA of Aspergillus alliaceus, 4428 nucleotides long. RefSeq lists its product as uncharacterized. The transcript is spliced from 2 exons. Bases 1 to 4428 code for a protein of 1475 amino acids. Gene Ontology annotation, cellular component: endoplasmic reticulum membrane. Gene Ontology annotation, biological process: unsaturated fatty acid biosynthetic process. NCBI's taxonomy places the organism in Eukaryota, Fungi, Ascomycota, Eurotiomycetes, Eurotiales, Aspergillaceae. The record is from RefSeq and is a predicted model, not a curated record. Gene Ontology annotation, molecular function: iron ion binding; stearoyl-CoA 9-desaturase activity.
AUGUCUAGCCAAAACCCUUUUGCUCGCAAGGUUGAAUACGAACAGCGGCAGGAAGACAAGGAGCCGGUGCGUGAGGCUAAUAGUUUCUACUUUGUGCAAAAGGCUGCAGAGAGUGCAGAUGAUCCGCUGCCAGCGGACAAGAAGACACUUGAGAAACCGGUGGGAUUAAAUCUGGUUACCGACUUUUCGCUAAAGGCUCCGACACCCCAGAUUAAACUAGACACGGGGUUCGUAGAUCUGAAUGAUCUUAAGGUCCUGUCGAAAGAAAGGGCGGAAGAAAGGUCUGCGCGGAAGGUUAAGAGGAUCUUGAAGAAGGGAACAAGUCGAGAAUCUCCACAACUCGCCGAUGAAUCUUUCGGCUCGGUUAGAAGGCGAUCGCCCUUGUUCGAUUGGAAGACUGGGGGCUCACCAAAGAGGAGAGGCAAGGAUGAGUUAUCUCCUUCUGACAGACCGAUCAUGAUUGGUUUCAGUAUGCCACGCGAUGAACGGAGGAAAAGAUAUUCCAAAGAGCUUGACGUUGCAGAUAGUCAGCGGACGCCACUCACACCCUCAAUAGUUGUCACUCCAGCAAAGGAGGAUGAUUUCUGGGCAGGCUUUAGUCAAGUUUGCAAUCCUCCUCGAGCCACAUCCAGCAUUUACUCCCAACCCACGCCACGUCUGGAGAAGAGCGAGUUAGAUAUCCCGCCAGUACCUGCCAUUCCAUCAGAGCAUGUGGGGUCUAAAAGUGAAUUCAUGGACCAAGAAACGCUCAAGAGGCAGUCUCUGGCAUCGAGGAAAUGCCGUUCGUACUCCACAGGUACGGGCUUCGAGGAAGAUGUCCGACUGCGGGCGGGACUGCGUUCAAGGUCAUACUCCAGUGAAAGCGUUAAAAGAGCUUUCGAUCGCUUGAGCGGUUUUGACAGGAUGAGUCGAUUGAGUGUUAAUACGGAAAUGAAUAGACAUCUGUCUCAAGGAUGGUGGACAUACCUUCUUUCGCCCUUGUUAGAUCGUACAAACACAAUCACUAGUCGAAAGACACUAAUCGAUGCCCCUCGGCCCCCUGUACCCAGCAUUUCUACUCAACUGACAGGAUCAAGCGACGAGUGGUGGGAGAAGGAGGUGUCCUACUUUUCCCCCGAUACCCCUGAAAACACGGUAGCCAAUCGAGGUAUAGCCGAUUGGCAUCCUUCACAAAAUAACCCUUUCGCUGAUGAUAAGGCAGUCGACUUCCAAGUCGAAUAUCAGGACGGCCAGAACAGAUCAUCGUUUGUGUUCCCCGGUCGGGCAGUUCAGGGCGCUGCUGCCGAGUAUUAUCAAGCAUGUGCACAUGAACUGUUCAGCGGGAGACCUUACUUCGAAUGCAUCAACCAUGUCUGUUCACUAACCCCUAGAGACAAAAUACCGACCAUCAAUACGGAUACCACAAGAGACAGUGAUUCAGGUGCAAAGGGUCUACUCAUUGACGUAGAUGAUGCGCCGAAGGGUGUCAAUGAAGGAUCACGACAUUCAAAAUCUACAGAUAUUCCGGCUGCGACUUGUUCUUGGACUCCACAAACUGUUGUUGAUAAACGGCCAGAUACUCCUGCGGAGAGUCCAAAGGAAGACAAUAGCUCCCAAAAAGACAGGAUAGAACCCCCCAAGGGAGAGUCUUCCAAGCCGGGUCCCAAGGAGGCUAUUAUGGAAGAGGAGGAGCCUGGGCAUUCAACAGGCAACCAACCUGAGAAGCAGAGCCGCAAGCCUUUUGUUCAGCCGGCACAGCCAACAAGUACUGUCCCGCCGCCAGUCAAUAAUAUAUACCUCCAGUCCGCCCCUGGGCUAUCUUCUGCCCCCGUCUCUAUCACGGAACGAGUUGUUCCUCAAUACGUAGUGAUUCCUACGAGCCAAGGAGCGCAAAAGCAUGAGAUCCAACCACAAGCACAACCGCAAUCCCCUGGCCCUAUAUCCCCUGGCUUGCAACGGAUGACGGAAAAGACGGGCUCUAUCCCUCUAUCUGAUAUGCACUCUAGCCCGGCGCCUGCAUAUGUGUCUCGUCGCAAUACCCCAGCCACAUUACCGCCCCGCAUGGAUCCUCUCCCGAUUACACGGGAAGCGACGACGCAUCCAGCUACAGAAAGGGAUAGAAUAGAGUCUCAACGAAGGAGACUCGAGAAGGAGGAUGCGAUUGGUAAAAAGGCUGGUGGGCUAUGGCGCGGUAGAGGUUGUUUCAGUAACAAGGGAUGUUUCGGGAGACCUGGCCGUGAAGGUCGAUUGAGACGUCGAUGGUAUGCGGCUAUUGCUUCAUUCUUCAUUAUCAUCGUCGUGGUCGCUCUUGUCCUCUCUAUAAUGCUCACCAGAAAGGGGGACGAGACUCCGGUCCAGUCGCAAUGGCUAAACCUCACUGGUUAUCCACCUAUGCCGACAGGCAUUGCAACGAUUGCUGGGCCCGAGCCACAAGUGCAAAACUCAGGCUGUAUCACGCCUUCUACUCUCUGGAGUUGCGCCUUGCCUAAUGAACAGCAGUCGGCAAACAAGCCCUAUGCUGCUAAUCAGCCUAACUUUCGAGUCGAGAUCCGAUUUCGUAACGGGACGUAUUCGUAUAACGCAACUGUUGCGUCGAAGUUUAGCAAAGCAAAAGCUACUAAAAGAUCUGACAAUCUGUUCAGACCGUCGCCGUCCCCACCAGACAUGAAAGACCAAACAUUCUUGGGGAACACUACGGAUAAGAAUCAAGUUCCCUACGCGGGCGAAGAGACACCCUUCUACAUGACAAUACUCUCACCCCUCCAGAUGUCCACCCCCAAAUUGACACGGAGAUCAGACGAUCCCUUUCCCAAUAUUGAAUCGCUCAUUCCCUCGCCAGAUCUGGACUCCGAUGGCACUGCUGCAGCCGCGACGCUCUAUCCUCUUCCCGAGUCACAACCUGUGCUACUCUACGACCGCGGGCGGGACAGCGAGCACUAUGGCUUCUAUACCUACUUCGACCGGCCUAUUUUCCUUGAAUCAACUGCUCCGCUCAAUGGUGCUAAGAAGGAUGAUUCUGCAAGUGAUGCCAACGGUGGUCCGAGCAAGGCACACGCCCGAGUCAGGUGUACCUGGGCUCAAACACGCUUCCUUGUCCAGAUAUGGACCCGCCCGGGAAAGACUCUCCUCAGUAAUAGCUCAUCUGCCGCAACGCCAACGCCAACACACACGGGAAUUUCUAAUCCAAUCAGCUCAAGCUCUGCUACUGACUUCGUCCGUCCCGGCUCCUUCCCGUACCCUGUAACCAUCACCAUCGACCGACAUGGAGGGGUGGCAGAGAAGAAGAUGGUGUACUGCUAUGGCAUGGAAUCAGAUCAGCAUAUCAACUCGACUGAAAAGAAGUUACAGAUUGAAGACCGCGGGUUCGGUGGCAAGUUGGUCAGCCCGGCACCUGGAAUCUUUAAUAUAUCCGAUUCUGCGUUGAGAUACCACCGCCUCUGGGCCCACCGAUCCUACUCCGCCUCAACGCCCCUAAAAUGGCUCCUUGCAGCCUUCGGCGCCGGCAGCCUCCAAGGCUCAAUCCGCUUCUGGGUCCGCGAACACCGCCUCCACCACCGCUACACAGACACCGACCUAGAUCCCUACACCGUAAAGAAGGGCUUCUUCCACGCGCACAUCCUAUGGGUCCUCCUCCGCCAGCCGCCCAACGAAAGGAAAACACGAGCCCGGGUCAGCCUCGCAGACAUCGACCACGACCCUGUCGUCGUCUGGCAACACAAGUACUACUUCCUCGCCGGCUUCGGCAUGGGCUGGCUACUCCCUUGCCUGGUUGCCGGAGUAGGGUGGAACGACUGGGCAGGCGGGUUCCUCUACGCGGGCGUCCUGCGAGCCUUCUUCGUCAAUCAGGCGACGUUCUGCGUUAAUUCCCUCGCGCAUUACCUGGGCCAUCAGCCGUAUGAUGAUCGGCACACGCCGCGGGACCAUCUGCUCACUGCGCUGAUUACACUCGGGGAGGGGUUUCAUAACUUCCAUCAUGAGUUUCCGUCGGAUUAUCGGAAUGGGAUCGAGUGGCAUCAGGUUGAUGUGACGAAGUGGUUUAUUUGGGUGUGUGGGCUUGUGGGGUUGGCGGGCGAUUUGAAGAGAUUUCGGUAUAAUGAGAUUGCUAAGGCGAGGGUUCAGCAGAGGUUCAAGCGGCUUGAUGAGGAGAAGCGGCGUCUGGAAUGGGGGACGCCGUUGGAGGAGCUUCCUGUUAUGGACUGGACUGAGUACCGGGAGAGAGUGGGUAAGGGGGAGGUGCUUGUCGUUAUUGAGGGUGUCGUGCAUGACGUGCAGGGUUUCAUAGAGGAACAUCCGUGGGGCGAGUCUGCUAUUAGGGGUAUGCUGGGGAAAGAUGCUACGCCGCCAUUCAAUGGGGGUGUCUAUGACCAUUCUCGCCCUGCGAGGAAUCUUUUGGCUACUAUGCGGGUUGCGGUACUUCGCGGCGGUGGGGAGGUGGAGUGCUGGAAGUAG